AGACUCCUGGGACAGAUAUCUUUCGCCAACUUUCAAGAUGGCGGCAGAACGACCGGCGAAACUCGAUUACAAAUCGAGGCUUUUAGUCGACCAGAUUGUACAACAUGUAAAAUCACAGGGCAUUUUUGAUCAGUUUAGACGUGACUGCAUUGACGAAUUGGAGCAGAAGGAAUCCUAUCGUCAGUUGAAGCAAAGAGUCGAGAGCCAUGUUGCAACAUUCUUAUCAAAGCAGACUUGGACGGACGCUCUGCCCAAAAAUCAAGUCAGAGACAGUCUGCGAAAACACAUUAACCAAUCGGAAGUGUUGGAGCGAGGUAUAAAGCAACUGAUCUCCCAAGCCCUUGAUAGCAAAGCCAAAAGCUUCCAGACUCGCAUUGAAGGUGUUGUUCAGAACUACAUUUACACACAAAAUAAUCCACAUAACCAAGACAAGCAAAAUCGCAAACACAAGACAGUGGAUGAAAAAGAGGACAGCACAUCCAACUCAAGCUCUGAGACAAAACAUGUUGGGAUAUGUGACAUAAGUGACCUUAUUCCAAUACCAGGCCUUAUAAGCACAGUUGCAAAGACAACAGAGACUGCUGAUAAGAAAUCAGGGGCUCAAGAGGGUUCAAAGAGUGGAACCUCAAAAAGUUUUCCAACAGGAAAGAAAUCUCAUUCAACACAAGGGAAGUCAAAUUUGCAUGCGGGAAAAGGAGAGGAGAGUAAGACUGCAAGUCCCUUGGAUGAAAAGGUCACUCAGGUAGAUGAGAGUAGCAAAUUUAAAGAUGGAAAAAGCAAAGCAUCACGAGUGAAAACAGAAAGUAUGAGUACAGAUGAGAGUUGUCUUUCACCUAAAGUGGAAGAAAGUUUAUACAAAGUCAAGGAUGAGAUGAAUAAAACCAGCAGAUUGAAACUGGCUAGUUCCAGUCCAGGAGAAUGUUUGGCAUCUUAGUCGUCAGUGGAAGAAAGAGGUGACAAAUACAUGACAUCUGAGGGAAAGAACGUAAAUACGAAACAAAGUUAUCCUUUGUCUGGAGUUACAGAAACUGAGGCUGUCAAGGAGGAUAUCACGAGAGGAAUAGUAGUGCAGGCAGACAAAGAAAAUGAAGCAAACACACAGUUAAACUUCAAGGUCAAAGAAGAAAAGGUUGAUGCAUAUGGAAUUAAUGAAGAAGGCUAUAUUUCUGGGAAACUGAUAGAAGAACAAAGAGCCGACAAUAUCGUGUUGGAUGAAGGAAGUAAAAGUGCUGAAAGUACCCAAAGUGAAAGUUUUCAAACAGCGAAGGCAGAUGACAAAGUUCCCGAAUUUUGGAGCAGAUUCAAUGAAGCACCUGCCAUGGAUGUCACGGUCACCGCUGGUGAAAUCAAAGAAGACGAAAGCGUGGAAAAAUGCGAACCUAUGAUGCUAUUUUCUGAAAAGAUGUC
Messenger RNA from Stylophora pistillata, 1407 nucleotides. RefSeq lists its product as uncharacterized. Gene Ontology annotation, cellular component: Set1C/COMPASS complex. The record is from RefSeq and is a predicted model, not a curated record. Gene Ontology annotation, biological process: replication fork processing. NCBI's taxonomy places the organism in Eukaryota, Metazoa, Cnidaria, Anthozoa, Scleractinia, Pocilloporidae.